Nanorana parkeri is the source of this 1655-nucleotide messenger RNA. It is a transcript of the gene BHLHE41, whose product is annotated as basic helix-loop-helix family member e41. Gene Ontology annotation, molecular function: protein dimerization activity; RNA polymerase II cis-regulatory region sequence-specific DNA binding; DNA-binding transcription factor activity, RNA polymerase II-specific. Gene Ontology annotation, biological process: regulation of neurogenesis; circadian regulation of gene expression; anterior/posterior pattern specification. The transcript is spliced from 6 exons. Lineage: Eukaryota; Metazoa; Chordata; Amphibia; Anura; Dicroglossidae. Gene Ontology annotation, cellular component: nucleus. The record is from RefSeq and is a predicted model, not a curated record.
AGCAGUGUCAGAGGGAGCGAGAGGGAGCAGGGGAGAGAGAGCUCCGCUGUCCCUCACAACUGCACAAGUCUGAAUGUACCCCUGCUUUAAGGAGAACCCCCCAAUAAGACUGGCAGUCUGAGGAUUACUUCAGCCAUGGAAGAAGGCAUCCACAGCCUGCAGGAAAGGCAGCUGUCCAGGGAAUUCUUAGGAAUGGAUUACCCUCCCCUGUACCUGUGCAAGCCCAAAAGAGGGAUCAAGAGAGACGACACCAAGGAAUUUUAACGACUCCCACGGGGACUCUGGGAUUAACUUGCAAAACGAAGAGACAGGAUAAAUGAAUGUAUAGCCCAGCUGAAAGAUUUGCUGCCAGAACAUCUCAAGCUCACAACGCUGGGGCACUUGGAAAAAGCGGUCGUGCUGGAGUUAACUUUGAAACACUUGAAGGGUUUGACGUCUCUGACCGAGCAGCAGCACCAGAAAAUUAUCUCCUUACAGAACGGCGAGCGUUCCAUGAAAUCUCCCCUCCAAUCAGAUCUGGAUGCCUUUCAUUCCGGUUUUCAGACCUGUGCCAAAGAAGUCCUACAGUACCUGUCGCGCUUCGAAAGCUGGACUAACCGCGAUCAGAGGUGUACCCAGCUUCUCAACCACCUGCACACCGUGUCCAGCCAAAUCCUACCCAGCUCUCAGCUUGUCCUACAGCAGGUGCCCGCCGGCAAGGCUUCUUCUCAGUCCCCCAGCCGAGGAAUGCCUAAGGUAGCGAACCAAACAAACUGUGUGCCUGUUAUCCAGAGGACGCAUAACUUGGAGCUUAGCGAGAAUGACACGGACACCGACAGCGGUUAUGGAGGCGAAGGAGAAAAGUUGGAGUCGAAAUCGGAGGGACAGAGCAAUGUAGGAGUCAAGGGCCAAGGGGCCAAUGGUGUGACCGUGAAACAGGAGCCACUGGAUGAGCCUUCGCCCAAAAGGUUUAAGCCAGACUGCUCGGGGGCCAGCAACAUGGCUGCUGGGACUGAAUCAGACAUGCGGCCAGACGCCAGUCUGCUUAACUCUUUAAUGGGAUUUGGAAGUAGCCCUUUCGGUCAGCAGGCCCCUUUCUGUUUACCAUUUUACUUCAUCUCGCCCUCAGCAGCUGCUGCCGCGGCAGCCUACAUGCCCUUCUUAGACAAGGGCAGCUUGGAGAAGUACCUCUACCCAGCGGCCACUGCUGCUGCCACCCCCAUCCCUUUCAUCUACCCGGGUUUAUCCGCCCAGGCGGCUGGCACUUUCCCAUGUCUGUCCUCCGUCCUGUCCCCUGAGAAGUUGGCAAGCUGCGCAACUGCCCUUCUCCCCGACCUCCCCUCAUCGCCCUUCCAGGCUGGUCCUGCCAUGACCGACCUACAAGACCUCCGGCCGCCCACCAAGGAAAACUAAGACAAGGAUGCAAAAAAAAAAUUAUCAUGACCUAUAUCUAUAUAUAAAGAGCCUCUCAUUUUGUAGCAAGUCUUGUUUUACUGGAUCAGCAUUAGCCUUGUACAUUGAUGGGAUAAAGACACUUUUAUUAAGCUCACAAAAGUUGCUGGAUGAGACAACCGGGGAAAAAUGGACCUCCAUCAUAAAUGGCUCAGCUACCCAGCAGCAGAAAAUUAACUUUUUAUUGACAGUGGUGUAAUUUGCAACACACCAGAGCGCACUUU